GGUCAUGUGGAUAGAACCAAGGUCAUCCUCAAGGAAUUUCUAGCCAGAUUAGGCCCCAACUAAGCUGUAGAAUCAAAAUGAUUCUUGUAGGUAGAUGGGGUACAAAUGGAAAAUCAAGCCGGUAUGUGACUAGACAUGAUUUAAUACAGCUGUUAUUGACAUGACAGAUCCUUGCAGGCAGCCUCUUGAGAGCCUGGAUUUUUGUUACAGUGAAAAAAUUUGGAUGGAGCAAAUGUAUUUUACUGGAAGGGAAGUGGGCCCAGGAGCAGAUUUCUCUAGAAAUGACACCAUUCUGCAAGGUACUAGAUUCAAAAGAACCAUUUUCAAAGGGCAAUACUGUAGAAGUUUUGGUUGUUGUGAAGACAGAGAUGAUGGCUGUGUCACUCAGUUCUAUGAGGUGAAUGCAGUGUGUUACUGUGAUAAAUUCUGUGAAAGGGAAAAUUCUGAUUGCUGUCCUGAUUACAAGUCAUUUUGUCUUGAAGAGAAAGAGUGGCCUCCCCACACAAAGCCUUGGUACCCAGAAGGUUGCUUCAGAAAUGGUCAACACUUUGAAGAAGGAUCAAUAAUUAAAGAAAACUGCAACUCUUGCACAUGUUCAGGACAGCAAUGGAAAUGUUCCCAGCACAUAUGCCUUAUUCAAUCAGAAUUGAUUGAAUGGGUCAACACAGGAGACUAUGGAUGGACAGCCCAGAACUACAGCCAAUUCUGGGGAAUGACUUUAGAAGAAGGUUUCAAAUAUCGUCUUGGUACCUUGCCACCUAGCCCCACACUUCUGAGUAUGAAUGAAAUGACAACUUCAUUGCCUAUGACUGAUCUUCCAGAAUUUUUUGUUGCUUCUUAUAAAUGGCCUGGAUGGAUUCAUGGCCCACUGGAUCAAAAAAAUUGUGCUGCAUCAUGGGCAUUUUCUACUGCAAGUGUGGCAGCUGACCGAAUAGCAAUUCAAUCCAAGGGUCGAUACACAGCUAAUCUAUCCCCUCAAAAUUUAAUUUCCUGCUGUGCCAAGAAUCGUCAUGGAUGCAACAGUGGAAGCAUUGAUAGGGCAUGGUGGUUCCUGAGAAAACGUGGACUGGUAUCCCACGCAUGUUAUCCACUUUUCAAGAAUCAAAAUGCUACUAACAAUGAAUGUGCCAUGGCAAGUAGGUCUGAUGGGCGGGGAAAACGGCAUGCCACAAAGCCUUGCCCCAACAACACUGAGAAAUCUAAUAGGAUCUACCAAUGUUCUCCUCCGUACAGAGUCUCUUCCAAUGAAACUGAGAUUAUGCAAGAAAUAAUGCAAAAUGGACCAGUUCAAGCCAUAAUGAAAGUUCGUGAAGACUUCUUCCACUAUAAGGCAGGAAUAUACAGACAUGUUGCCAGCAUAAAUGAAGAAUCAGAAAAAUAUCGCAAGUUUCAAACACAUGCGGUCAAACUCACUGGAUGGGGCACAUUGAGAGGAGCACAAGGGCAGAAAGAAAAAUUUUGGAUUGCUGCCAAUUCCUGGGGAAAGGCAUGGGGAGAGAAUGGCUAUUUCAGGAUUCUUCGAGGAGUGAAUGAGUCUGACAUUGAAAAGCUAAUUAUAGCAGCUUGGGGCCAUCUGACAAGUUCAGAUGAACCAUAACACACCAUUAAAUUUCUAGAAGGCCAUCCACUUAAGUAACCUCUUAAAUUGAAAUUAAGCAAUGUGAAGUUCUCUGUGCUAAUGAAAUCUUCAACUCUUCAUCUGGUUAUUAUAUUGUGAUUAUUUUGUUUGUUUCCUUUGUUUUACCUCAGACUACAUGUUUCUGUUUCAUUUAUAGUACAGUGUAUAUCAAACCUCCCAGAGUGGUCUGGGAGGUGGUGCAGUGGGCAAAGCAUUGGGUACUCUACCGUGAGAACUUAAGGUUGAUUCCCAGCAUCACAUAUUCCAGAAUAAUACUCUGGUCAUUUUCUCUGUCUCUUAAUAAACACAUUAAACCUUAACAGAAUCUAAUACAAAGCAACAGAAUGGUUAA
Molecule: messenger RNA, 1970 nt
Organism: Erinaceus europaeus (western European hedgehog)
Lineage: Eukaryota; Metazoa; Chordata; Mammalia; Eulipotyphla; Erinaceidae
Gene: TINAG
Product: tubulointerstitial nephritis antigen
Exons: 12
Coding region: 161-1597 (478 amino acids)
Biological process (GO): proteolysis
Cellular component (GO): lysosome
Molecular function (GO): cysteine-type peptidase activity
Source: RefSeq, a predicted model, not a curated record